This is a messenger RNA of Symbiodinium necroappetens, 1062 nucleotides long. NCBI's taxonomy places the organism in Eukaryota, Dinophyceae, Suessiales, Symbiodiniaceae. The record is from the annotation of a GenBank genome assembly.
AUGCCGCAACAGGUUUGGAAAAGGAAGAUCUCCACCAAAGAACCUGUCAACUUUGGAGGCAACGACUCCCCACUCCGACUGCAGCUUCGCGGCUGCAUGCUUUGGGAGAAGUCUCCCACAGCCCAGUCCACGCUCUACGUGUCCUUUGCCGGCGGAAAGCCACUGGCCUUGGCGAGAGCUUCCCAAGCUAGCCCGUACUGCCAGGUGCGGUUCCAGGCGGACUCUGUAGACGGCGAGGUCUCCUUCACCUGUGACGGUGGGGACUUGCUGGUGAUCGGCGUCGUGGUCCCCGACAACGGAGACAUCUUCGAGCCACCAGCGAAGAGAUCUAGGGUGCAGACACCGGAUGGAGGUAGCCAAGCUGCAGCACCUGCACCAUCUCCAAAGAAGGAGGCGGCGAAAGCGCCGGCCUCUGGCGCGGAGAAGCAGCCGGCGGAGAAGGCCAAGCCAGCAGAGGCCAAGGCGGCGCCCAAACCUGCGCCAGAGACGAAGGCCAAGGCCGCGCCGCAGCCCGCGUCGAAAGACAAGGCGAGCACAGAUAAGGCCAAAGAGAUCUUGCCUUAUGCUGCCAAACAGCCAAAUUCCAAAGCAUCGAAGGAGAAGCCGGGUACACCGGUGACACACCGGAUGCUAGCAUCAGGUCUCAGGUAUGAGGUCCUGAAGUCCGGUUCUGGUCCUCAGGCAAUGCCCGGAAAGGAAGUGAAAGUGCGAUACGAGGGACGUCUCGGAAGCACAGGUGGCAGGUUCGACAAAGGCGUCAUCAAGUUUCGCCUUGGUAUGGGCGAAGUGAUACAGGGCUGGGACCAAGGGGUGAAGGCCGGUCUUGAAGUGAAGUGCUCUGUCUUUGAUUUGGGAGUUUCCGAAAAUAGGGGACCCAAAUAUAGUACCCUAAAUAGUAGGAUCCUUAUUAUAACGACCCCAAAAAAGGACCCUAAUUAUAGGAAACCCCCAUUUUUCUUUAACUUUCAACCCUCUGCCCUGUCUUUUGUCAGGGCAUGCUCCGAGGCGAAAAGCGGAGGCUCUUGGUGCCCCCGCCCGCCUUUUGCAGUAUUUUGGACUUGA